AUGGCCGAGUCUCCACGUAGCAUUUUAUCGUGGCUACGGCGCUGUCGUCGCGAUGAGUUGUCUGUAGACCGUGUAUUGGAGUCUAUUCACUCCAUCUAUGGCGUUAUUCCUCUUGGUGGAUGUAUGGAUAGCACAGACGGCGUGACUCUGCCUGCGACGUCUAAAAGGUCAGUUCUGACGCUGUUUUCUGCUUCCAAAAACGCUCUUCUUGAGCAUAAAUCAGGCACAACCAAGGACGAGACGAAUGACUGGACAUUAUUACUAAGAAGCGUCCAAUUACCGUCGAAAUCGGAUCAGCAGGAGCUUCAACAAGCUCUCGAGAUGCUUCAAGACGAGGAGAAAAACGAGAAAAAGCCGCUUUCGAUUGAAACUUUACGACAAAAAUUCUUUACAAUGAGACGACUUUAUUUUGAAGUUCGUAUUGAACUUUUGCGCGUCGCUAGAGACGCUCAACAUCCCUCUAAUCAAGCAGCUCAAGAGAUUGUCCAGGAGCUAUUGAAAGAGGGACUACAGGACGUUUUAUUGGAUGAAAUGCAUAGUCGACAAUUUUAUGAUUUACCAGUAAUAAAUGGGGUUGGACGAGCAGAAAACAAAGCUCUGGAAGCUUGGGAAUUGCAAUUUCUGGAAGAGGAGACACUAUUGCGAGAGUUGUUAUUGCUGACUCUUGUGGUGACGACAGAGAAAAAGACGACAUUAUAUUGUGCUGUCAAGAUUGCCAAGACGGUGCAAAACUGGGAAACUCGGAUACGAAAUGAAGUUUUUACGGCCAAUACACUGGCGAUGCCUAAGGCACAACAAUUGAUAAGAAAAUUGACGCAGAUUGGAGUGCUAGUGGCACUGAAAUUACUUUAUAAUAUUGAAGAUACACUGGAUUAUGAAGAUUUACGACAAGUGACAAAGAACUUUUUUUUGACAGAGUCAAGUGGACUUUUAAGUGGUGAAUUGGUGACGUCGUCGGUGCCGGGUGUACUGUUGCUGGCUUGGGCUGCAGUGCUGGGUCGACAAUACCGUAAAAUGACAGAAUGUAACCGGAAGAGUGAAGAAAUAAGGGAAUUGAAGAGUAUGUUGGAGACGACAUUGGCGGCAGCAGAGCGACUGCAUAGCUUUUAUUAUUUACACUCACUGUUGUGCUCGUUAAUAUUUUCCAUUGAUAAAACGGAUUCCAGCAAGAUGGAACGGAAACCAUUUUUGCUGCCAAUGAGCGUUCAUGCGAAGACGUUGUGGGAAUUACCCAAUGUUCCUGCCUUUGCGGGCCUAUGUGGUGCAAACACGACUUUGUCGCAGCAGCUGAUCGGCUCUAACAGUGCAUUUGUCUAUCAGGACGUGGUAGCAGAGUUUUUGAAUGAUAUGCUGUCGUCACUAGGUUACAUGGACAACAUUGAUGGGGUGCAACAGCUGCACGCGAUGGUAAAGUUUGUACUGCCUGCUGUUUCGAACGUUCGUGUAGCCAAACAGAUUCUUGGGAUUGACAUGGAGGAGAGCAACAUGGUGGACAUCAUGAAUAGCGGAGAAAUAGCUGCGCUUCGCAUCCUACUGACGAAAACUCGGGUUUACUUGCCGCACAGUCUGCUGCCUUGCGUUCAAAUGUUUACGGCGUUAUGCUACAACGAUCAAAAUUAUACGUCACCAAGUGUGAUUCGGCAGGUACUCAAGUAUUUUAGCUCGCCGCGUGCUGGACUAGAAGGAGAAACGACCACUGGUGUUUUUUGUCGUCCAUUGCCACCGACAGAGUAUUUUGCUGAGAUUCAGGACGAGCCUGAUCAAUUGCAAUGCACGCGUGCUUUCGCUUACGACGAUGCAGAUGGGCGUUUAGUGGUGCCUGUAGGAACUGUCGGUAUGAUCGUGGGCUCUAGUGACGUUGUACAGGUGAAGUGGCUACUUUCGGACAGUAAUGAAGGGAAGAACGCGUUUUCCUUGUGGGAUUUGCUUUUUCUAAACGCGGACAGAUUUGUGGCAGGUCUUCAGUCCGGUUCUUUUGCAGAUCUGCAUCGCACAAACUCAGAAGAUAUGCAUGUUCUCACGUCAUUUUUCGAAUUUAUCGUGCAGCUAGGUCAGGGCCAGGAUGGUGAACAGUUUGCGGUGAAGGAGAUGACUCGCCGUUGGGGCGAGGCGAGACUGCGUCAUUGGUGGGUUGCUCAUCAACUUCCUUCACCAGAAGUGUACGUAUCUCAGCUCUUGAGGCAAAAAAUUGCCCUUCCUACUCUGCUUUUGGCAUCAAGGGAAAACUUGGUGUCCUGGAGAAUCAGAGAUCGUUACAUACGGGAACAAAUUUUGGUGCAGAUUGGAGACACGAAGAGUCUCGGAAGCGGAAACACUAAGAUGGCACUUAAUUCGACGAGUACAAUGACUUCGUAUAGUGUGGAUGGAGGCAUUCAUUUGUUGCGUCUAUUACUGGGAGUGCUAGACGGAUUUUUGCAUAAAUUUUCAAGGGAUACUGACAAUGACGCCAUGAAAGGUCAAAGCGCUGGUUUUGCGAUGCAUCUGCAUCUUGUUGCGGCUUCUUUCAUUGCUCUACGGACGAUUUUAGCCACCACAAGUGGGGUGGAGCUGUUGAUGAAUUCUUCACUUGGUGGUGGGCAAGAAGAGUGCAUAAACUUGAUUGUUAAAAGCGCUAAGAAAUUUUUUGAGGUGCAGGAGCGAUUGACAGGAGAGUACCCUGUCGUAUUGGCAACGCAAGACAUUUUUAUGAGCGUGGUACGGUGGUUUUUAUCGAAAGAGGUACAAUUGCUUGCAAAUCUUUCCAAAAGCGAAGAUAAGUUAUUUUCUCGUGAAUUUGUUGCAAGUGAAAGACUUUGGUAUGUCAGCGCAGCGGAAUUUGCGAUUGAAGUAUUGUCAACCCACGAAGGUUGGAAAUUUGUGACCACUACCGAUCGAUGUGAGGUCAAGGAACGAUGCUUCCGCUUGCUCUACGUGCUGGUGCUUCCUCGCAAAUGCACCCAGAAGCGCAAUGACAUGGUACUAGCAUUCAAGUCUGCUUUGCGUGGGACACUCGCCACGGACAUGCCGUUGCUUAUAAAGCUGUUACGUUCAUCAUGUGCCGUGCUGUCGCCUAUGAAAGGCCACAGGGGUCACUGGAACAGAUAUUCGUUAGCUGACAACAAUGAAGAUAGCGAAGUGUCAAGCAUUAACGUUGAAAGUCACAAGGAACGCUUUCCAUUGAAGUACAAGAGCGAAAUUGACAGAGAUGGGGAUAACAUGAUGCAGCUUGAAUCGCUAGUGACAACGUGUUUGCGAUUGGUAGCGUUUCUCAUUACGAGCCAUAGUAACGUGGUGGAUGCACCGGCUGCGCGAAAGAUUUUGCUGGCGCCAAUUUACGGUGGCGGUUCUAAAGAGCGCAAUCUGCUAACAAUUGUUACACUUUGCGGGGGAUAUCUAGAGUAUUCAUUGGAAAAGGCGCCUGGUAUUGUGUACUGGUCCUUGCAGAUUUUGCAGCAUGCCGCUGUUGCGCUAGACUACCAUGAGGAACGAGAGAGUCGCAACCUUUCUUCGAUGCACUCCCUGAUUGCACUUUUCCAUGGAUAUCAAGACCUUGAUGUUGUUCGUGGGAAAUUUGCGCAUCUACUACAAGUAUCAUCGACGCACCAGUCGGCAUUGCGAAAAGAAGUUAUUGAAUUCCUGACACUGUGUCUGGAGCACCAGCCAGGCUUUUUGGCGUUGCUACUCUUCGGCGAAGAAAGGGCAGAAGGCUCCAAGUCAGAAGACACCACGAAAGAAAAGGUGGAGGGAGACCCGUUUUCUUUCGUGACAUUAUUGGAACGCUUUUUCGAGUCUUCUGAAAGGCUCCUAGAGCAAGCCUCGGAUCUUCUCUGCGCCUUACUGGCGUUCCUUGUGCAGGUAUGGAAAGGUGCGAUUCAACACCGUCUUGUCAUUCAUCUUAAGAUUAUGACAGCCCUGCGUGCGCGUCCCGCAUUCUGGUUAAAUGUGACACGUGCCCUGAAGAUUCAUAUGUCAUUAAACUCGGUAGAGGAACGUGGGCUUCUGGAUAUGGAACUUGCUGCUGCCACUGCUGAAGGAGUGGGGAAUUUGCAGAGUCCGUCUAACUUGUCGGAAGUGUACAUUGGGCGGUCAAGUGCGUACGGAUAUAUGGCUCGUAGUCUAAUUCUUCAGUUAGUGUCAUACGAGUGGCACGAUCAAGUUUCAAAACAAAAAGAUCAUCCGCUAGUGGAUGUGCUGAAAUCUUUCGGGAAGGAGGGGCUCUUUUCGCAUUGGUCACGCACUUUUACUCACUUGGACUAUUCGCCGGCACAGUUAGAGCUGUACGCGUCGUCUAUCGAUUUGAACAUGCUCACAACGAACCUUCUCAGUGAUAUUUCGGCUCGUGGUAUUUCAAUGUACAUUGAAGGUCUCAUAUGUAACACUAGCACACUUAAAUGGCAACUCAGCGCAGGUGGCGAUUUCAGGCUGGAAGCUUCUCCAGCGGAUGUCCGCAUGUUGAAAUUAGGUCAGUGGAGUAAUUUGCAGGCCGCCUAUCUUCACGCGCAGCUCUUUCUCUUAUCCAAGUGGAAGGUAUUUAUGAUGGAGCUGUGUUGCCUGCAAACGAGUGGAGCUGCUCAUAGUACACCUGAUGUUGACACGUCAAGCGAAUUGACGACCUUGCGGCAGUCGAAAAGAAAAGAUUCGACGAUCUUGUCGCCUCCUCGCAACAGCGGAACGGAUAGUACGCCGAGUAUGGGUGCUACUUCGAGAGAGCAAUUAACUGCAUCUGCGUCUUCUACAUCUACCUCUGAAAGUACGCCUGCGCUACCAUCUUCACUUAUUUUUGGUGAUCGGACAUCAUUCGAAAUGAUCCGAGUCGUUGCGGACGUUAUCAAGGCAAGAGUGAAUCAGCACGAAAAUCAGGACCAAGUUCUUGACUACUUCGUGUUGCUACAUCUUCACGAUCUAGUGCAGCUUCUGGUUUCAAUGUUGCAGCAUCAGUUGUGUCUAGUCGUACGCAAGACACGUGACCCCAAGUUAUCUCAGACUCGACAACAUCUUAAUGGGUCUAGCGCGGAGCCCAAUUUUGCAUGUGAUGCCGGUGCAACAUUUGAGUUAUUAGCUGUCGUUGAGAAGGCAAUUAGUGCAGUGCACGAUUCAAUGGAUCAAAUUGUGUGCAAGGUGGAUCUCGUGGGGCUUGGCGCCAAGAGUCAUCUCAUGUCUGCUCCUUCAAUUAAGCUUACUUUUAUGCCAUUAAUUUCUCACCUGGUGACGGACUACACGCAGAGGGUGGAAUCAGUAACCGGUGGAUUGCUCACGUCACUUUUCACAGCGGCGUUACUGCUGAUGCGUCACUUGAGUAAGAUUAACAACCACAAAAAUGUCGCGAACAAAAAUGUCGAGCUGGAAAGUAUUUCGCCACCUAAGUCCCUCUUGCAGAUGAAGUUAAUUGGACGGUGCAUGAACGUCAUUGCUUCGUGUGAUGAUAAUCAGCCGCAGUUGAUGACGUCUUCUCGAACUCUGUUUCAACUAAGCCGGUGUCUGUUUCAGGAAGUUCUCGACAGCUUUAUCAGUGUCGAUGCUUCCGUUUCAAGUAUUAUAAAGCUACGCACAUAUAACGUACUGCAGCUGAAUCCGUUAGUCAAAAAGCUGGAGCAUGAAGAGCAUGGAAUAGGUGCUCUCUUUCACCUGUUGGUGCAACGCUUCCGUCUUUCACAAUACGACAAGGAAGUGACCGCGAAACAAGAAGAGGCAUGCCAGACUCUCCGAGGUCUAGUUGCGGUUGUAUGGAACCCAACGAACUCUGAAUUAUGUCAGCGUACUAUGCUUAAGGGAAAGAGCAGCUCUUAUCCAGCAUCUCGUCUUCGUUUGAUAUCGAUACUUGCGACACAGUUGUUGCCGCUACUGCAGACUCAGAUGGAGCGCGAAGAAGCUAUUACAAAAUUGCGUGGCUACAAGCUGUCAGUACGUGAUAGUAACGAGACGGACCAUACUAAAGAAAAGGAAAAUUUGGAACGCUCGAUUGCGCACCAAAUGUGGUGCCUCGUGCUCGACUUUGUGGGCGGCUUGGUGCGUCUACAAGCAAAUUUAACAGGUAUUGCGUCUGAUGACGUGGACGUAUGGGGUUUUAUGUCGAGUGCUGAACCGCUAUUGCUCUCGGCUGUGGAACCUGGCAUUUGCCAGCGUCUAACAGCCGCUACUAUUGCAGAGCACCAAGCAUUGCUGCGGCUGCUGAAUGCUUUGAGCGGAACUGCGACACGACGAAAGCGUUGGCGCGAAGCGUUUCCGACAAAUUGUGUCGUUCUCAUGGAGCAUAGUCGUCAGCUGCUUUGGCGUGCAUGCGUGCUGCUGGGCAGCUCAUCAGUCGAGAAUGGUCGAUUACGUGCAGAGAGAAUGCAGAAGGAAAAGCGCGACAAAUCGGUGAGCCAAGCAAUUAUGGGCUUUGGUGCAAGUCGCACUUCCAAAUCACCGCAAUCACCUCGAUCGCCGUCGGCCUUUACGUAUGCGCACCAGACGUUACUUUAUGAUCACUUGCAGGCCGUGGAAGACGAUGAGAAACGGAAGCUUGCAGAAUUUCAUCGAGAGCUGGAGACUGAGCUAGUGGUCGUUGUGCAAUUGGCGAGCUCGCUGCUAAUCAAGUGGACCGCUUCAUUAGCCGACCGUAACGUUGUCCUAGUUGUUGAUGGAGUACGACGUGUGGAUGAAGAGCAACUUGUGCCCUUGCUCGCGUUGAUUCCACCCAGCGAGGCACGAUCCAUGAAUAGCAGCCCUGGCGUAGGCCAUUUGUGUCUUGCUAUGGAUUUCGUACUCGACCAAUUGUUGGCAGAAGAGGACUCGCUACUAAAGCCACACACAACGGGAAUGAAAACAGUGUUGGUGAACGCAAUCAACGCGUGUGCACUGCUGUUCUUAAAGACGUUUCUAUUGUAUUUUGAGCAGUACGAGCUAGUCAAGCGUGAUUAUGAUGAGCUCAACAGAUUUUUUCGCCAGUUCAAUGCCCGAUUAUCUAAAGAUGACACCGGGUCCAGUGUUGGCGUGGACGUGGAGUUGAUUCAGCACAUUAGCAAGGUAUGUUUACGUUGA
Molecule: messenger RNA, 6999 nt
Organism: Peronospora farinosa
Lineage: Eukaryota; Oomycota; Peronosporomycetes; Peronosporales; Peronosporaceae
Source: the annotation of a GenBank genome assembly